Messenger RNA from Colossoma macropomum (tambaqui), 2988 nucleotides. It is a transcript of the gene pex11a, whose product is annotated as peroxisomal biogenesis factor 11 alpha. The transcript is spliced from 3 exons. Bases 681 to 1421 code for a protein of 246 amino acids. Lineage: Eukaryota; Metazoa; Chordata; Actinopteri; Characiformes; Serrasalmidae. Gene Ontology annotation, cellular component: peroxisomal membrane. The record is from RefSeq and is a predicted model, not a curated record. Gene Ontology annotation, biological process: regulation of peroxisome size; peroxisome fission.
CCGAAAACGGCACGCAGGGAUCUUUGAUUAAAACUGUGAGAAGUUUAUUGAUUUAUUUUUUUUAAUACAAAACACUUGUUAACGAAAAGCAUACUUUUAUUUUACAUAAUUACAUGUGCCAAUCCAAAUACGCAUUCAGAGAAGACGAGAGGACGGCUAUAAAUUUAACCUAUAAGUUACUUUUGUGAUUUAGAACUUCGAUAGUGGUAGUUGUGGGGAAGGUUGUGCGGAAAGCCGUACAUGACCUUGGCCGAGCAACAGUUAACUGGUCAACGUUACUGGUUUAUCUUUGUGGGGCAUCUUUUACUUAUCUUUAUGGUUGUGAAAAAAAGUGGCGUGGCACAACAGGCGACCUGGAACCUGUGAUGUUUGUUCAUGUGUUUCUCGGCGUGGUGCAUGAACUUUCACCAGAUUUCACCAGAGCCGCGGCGGUGAAACUCACUGGCGAGAGGAGGACUGUUUUACUUUUAUCAUGUAGGCGAACUUCUCACCCAGCGUGCUUUAUUAGUUCACAUAUCCGUGGAAGCAGAACUGAACCGAUAGCAUGACUCGCCUUAGGUUACUUAACGUUAGUUUGACUUAAGUCAGUCGCGCUGGCACGAUUAGUUAGCAGAGCUUUCACUUACACUGUUAACCAAGCGGACUCUCAUAACCUCAGCUAGCCUGACAGUUUUGCUAAAAUGGAAUCCUUCAUCAAAUUCUCCAACCAGAGCCAAGGAAGGGACCGUAUUUUCAGGGCAACACAGUAUGCAUGCGCUUUGGCAAAGUAUCUGCUUCGCAAUGAUCCGGCAAGAAAAGCGCUGCUGGUGAAGCUGCGGAGUUUGGAGUCGAACAUGAGCUCUGGACGGAAGCUUUUCAGGCUUGGCAAUACUGUGAACUCCAUCGAUGCGGCCAAGAGAACUCUUUACCUGUCUGACCCUGUGCUGCGUCUUUGCCUCACUGUGGCCAACGUCAGCCGUGCCCUUUAUUUCAUUUGUGACAAUGUUCUCUGGGCCAAAAAUAUUGGCCUCAUCAAAGGUAUUGAUAAGGAUCGUUGGAGCUUGAAUGCAAGCAGAUAUUACUUUGUGUCCUUACUGAUGAACCUUGCCAGAGAUGCUUAUGUGAUGGCUCAGCUCAUGGUGCAAAAAUCUCGGGAAAGGCAAUUUCAGCAGAAGGUCAACCAGCACCUAAAUGACAGUCCAGAUGUGGCUUGUGUCAUUAUUCCCCAGCUUGAUGCCUUUCUGUUUCUAUUCAUCGAGAGUCUCAGAAGUCACCCAGCUGUCGCUCUCGACAUGCUCAAGAAUGCGUGUGAUCUUUUCAUUCCACUUGACAAGCUGGGAAUUUAUCAGACAAAUGCAGGGAUCGUGGGGAUGUGUGGACUUGUCUCUUCCCUUAUAGGGAUACUGUCAGUCCUGAAGCCCAAUCUGAAAAUAAAGCCCUAAGGUGAGAAGGGGAAAAAAAGUUUUAAGCUCCAGUCAGGAACGUUUUUUUUUCUCAGAUAAAUUACAUGUGAAUUGGUUGUCAAGUUACUUCAGUUAAUGCAAAUAACGUGGAUGGACCAUGAUAAAUCUGGAUAUUAUAAUCACAAAUAAUAUUGGGUGAAUAAUAAACGCUUGCUUGGUUCAGAGAGUCAAAUAGCUAGAGGGUAUGUCUAAUACAGAAAAUGAUAAAUGUGCUCCCUGGCUGUUUAGAAUAAACACACAAAGAUGAUUUGGAUUUCAUAAGAAGAUCCUCUAUCAAAAACAUAAUCUCAGUUCAGAAGUUACCUUAUUUCAUUCACAUUGUUGGAAACUUUUCUCCAAGUCAAACAUGGCUGAUGCUUCUUCUUCUGGCCCUCAGUUCCCCACCCGAGCUCAAGGGCAGGAAGCCAAGUAGUUAGUAGAGUAAUAAAUAAAUAAAUGAAAACACUUUGUGUUAAGAUUCCUCUCAAUUAGCCAGUAUGGCAACAGCAUAAUAAAAGAUCAGACUUUUCCUGACUGGGGCUUUUAAAAGGGUCUGAAAUUUUCAGCCAUUAGUCAUACACUGAGAGAGACUUAUAACUGAUACUAAACAACAGAAUACUGGGUUUCUGGACAGCCUAAGGUCCUAGAUUAAAAUAGUUUGAAAAGAGUUUUUUUGUUUUUAAGAAUGAGAGGCUACAUAGAUAUACACAAGCCUACUCUAAAUCCUGAAAUGUAUGUGUGCUUGGGUUUAAAGUUGUACUAGGGACUUGAAUUGAAAUGUGAAUUUAGUGCAUUUUCACAGUGGAAUUGUGGAGAGACAGUCAGCUUUGAACUAUGAGGGAAGAAAAUCACUUUGUAGCAUCUAAAAAUCAAGGUUAGCAUCAGCUUCUGGUGUCAUAUAGCGAAACUGGAUAUUGUGAAAGGGAAUGGAAUCAGUCCAAGUGCAUAAACAAACAUUUCAGUAUAUCUGAGAUAUUGCUAGUUGACCAAGACACUGUAUUGUUGAUAUUCUUUGUAUCAUUUUCUUUAUCUAUACUGCCUUUUAAAGAGCACCUUGGGAGAAAAAUGCAUAUUUUAAAUGGGAUCUUUGUAAUUAAUCUUUGAUACUGUUAUGGUACUAAUAGAUUGCAAAUUGUAUCCAGUGAUUUUGAGACCUGCAAUAAUAAUUAUUCCCUCUGAUUUGAUUCCAGGUAACAGGUGUUCACUCUUUGCUGAAAUAUUUGAUUUGCACAGUCUGCUGACUUUAUAUGUAUCUGAUUAUUUUAGUUACCUUUUAUUGAGGAACAUCAGUGGCACCAUAAUGUCCUACCUCUUCCUAAUUCCUGAAUCCUGUUUACCAGUUCUUUUUUACAGACGAAAUGCUGUUAAUACUAAGUCUGUGUUUUAAAGUAUUUCUUUUUUCCUCAGAUGAAUUGAGUGAGAUAACCAUCUGCUGUGGCCAUUUUUAUUUCAAUUUAAUGCAGCUUCAUUGGAUACAUUUCUGUGCAGAUUAUUCUGAACAGAUGAGCCUUAUAUAGACUGUUAUGAUGCACAGUUGCAAAUAAAGUUCCAUAUUUUUAAUUUUAAA